GUUAUUACAUGUCCAGCGUCUCUCGACAUCGUGGUUGUGGAAGCGGAAAGAGUGUUGUGGGUCUCUGAUAUCGCGCGCGGUAAUCUCUCGAUUUCCGUUUUCACCGAUUUUUCGGGCGCUCAUCUGAAAUAAAGUUAUUUUUUCUUUGGAAAAGUUUUCUACAAAAUGGGAAAGAAAAAUUCCAAGCUAAAGCAGGACACUAUCGACAGAUUAACUACAGCGACUUACUUUACCGAGAAAGAAAUACGACAAUGGCACAAAGGAUUUUUAAAGGACUGUCCCAAUGGACUUCUGACGGAGCAGGGAUUCAUUAAAAUAUACAAACAGUUUUUUCCACAAGGAGAUCCAUCCAAAUUCGCCUCUUUAGUUUUUAGGGUAUUCGACGAAAACAAUGAUGGUUCCAUUGAAUUUGAGGAGUUCAUUAGAGCUCUUUCAGUAACGUCUAGAGGAAAUUUGGAUGAAAAGUUACAUUGGGCGUUCAGACUAUACGAUGUAGAUAACGAUGGAUUCAUUACAAGAGACGAGAUGUACAACAUUGUGGAUGCUAUAUAUCAGAUGGUGGGUCAACAACCAUCAGAAGACGAAAACACACCACAAAAACGAGUGGAUAAAAUAUUUGACCAGAUGGAUAAGAACCACGAUGAUCGAUUAACACUAGAAGAAUUCAGAGAGGGUAGUAAAGCUGAUCCUAGAAUAGUCCAGGCUCUCACUUUAGGCGGAGAAUAGCAUAAAGAAGACCAGGCAGGACCACCAGACAAAAUGUGACCUGCAAACAGUUCGCCGACUAAUUAAUUUACGUGAAUGAGCAAGUUGAGAAAGCUACGCAGGAAAUAUAGAAUGGAUUACUAAUUAAUUAGGAAUUUGUAUUUAUUUUUAUAUAAACAUAUAUCGUUAAAUCUAAGGUAUAUACAAACUUCCACUUAGUGGUUUUAAAAAUAUGUAAUAAUCUUUAUUUGUGUUUGUUAAAUUCGUUCAAAUGUUAUUUUUGAUAUUGUGGUGAGUGUGUGCCAAUUACAAAUAAUAAAUAAACUGUAUUCAAUAGUUGAAAUCAUACUAUGGCAUGAUACAUUUGAUAACGAUUUAUAUUUCAAAUUUUAUUAGAUAGAAACGUACUAAAUUAACCUUCCAUUAUUUGUUCAGGCAAGAAACUAAUAAUAUUUCAUAUUUGUUUUACUGUUGUUUAAAAAUGUGUCUCUAAAACCAUGAAUUUGAUACCAAAAGUUUAUAGAAGAGGUUCAAAUAAAUGUAAUACGAGCAUUUGAAAUUUUAUAUAGUUUUGAGGAUUGAAAAUGUACAUCCCUGUGCUUAGUGACAAUUUAAAUGAAACCAAAUUACGCUCAUAAAUCCCCAGAGAGAAAGCCCCAGAGAAAAGGUAUGCCUAGUUGUAAACAAUCCGUCAUUUUACACUUCAAUAAUUCAAAAAUCAAUUUACCAAUCUAUUAAUAACGUAGUCCUGGUUUACAUCGAUAAAACGUACAGAAAAAUUUCCAUUUUGAGUUCGGAGGAGCAUGUAAAAAUAAGAAAUUCUGUGAAAAACUCUCUUGAUCUCUUUCUAAUUUUUCGAAAUUGUUUCUCCAUUAUUUGCUUAAUUAUUAUAUUAUUAUACUAGUUACAAUAAUAAAGAUACCACAAAAAUUUAAAACAUAUUUCAUUAAUUUCUUACACACAAAUGUGAUAGUAUAGUUUGCAAAUUUAACAAGAAAAAAAUAAAAAUAAAUAAAUAAAAUAAAUACAGUGGUUUAAUAGGAAAUAAAAAUAAAUAUAAAUAAGACAAAAGAUAUGAUAAUGAACGAGAGGAAUAAGGAUGAUCAAAACGAUAAAGAAAUCGAAUGCAAAUAAAACAUUUUAGAAAGAGUAUCGGCAUAUGAAUAUCUAAACGCAAUCAUCAGGGAAAAAGAAAUACUAGAUCUAAUAUUAACAAAUAGAUUAACAACUAGAUCAGUGCACACCUUUUUGAACCAUGAUCCAAAUUGUAAAGUGAUCUAUACCUGACAGAACAAAAAUAUACAUGAAAUAUAGAUGAAAAACAAUUUCAUUACUUUACUUUUAUUAAGAAAAAUAACACAGUUCAAUCAUAGUUUCAUGUCAUCUCUUAGUAAUCUUCCAAUAAAAAAGCUACACCUUUCUGGUACUUGAAAUUUCAGUCUAAUUGGAGUCAAAUUUCAAUCUAACUAUUACAAACAUUGAUUUCAAAUGCUCUUCUGAUAAUAAAAAUAACGUAUUUAAUGUUUGCCCAAUGUGUCAGCCCACAUAUAUAUAUAUAUAUAUAUAUAUAUAUAUAUAUAUAUAUAUAUAUAUAUAUAUAUAUGUAUGGAUUUGGGAUCUCGUAUACGCUUCGAACCAAAGGAUCUAUUGGGUCCCCAUUUCUAGCUGCGAUACUGGAGAGCCCAAAGUUAACAGCGGAUCCAUUCAUCCUCUAUGCAAUAAACUCUGAACGCCGUAUUAUCUGCUAGAUCUAGCGUCUUCAGGUGUUGAGGCGACAGUGCUCCUAUAGACCUCCUGAUAGUAUUGGUAGAUUGUGCUUACUUAGGUCGAUACAUUUAGCCUACUCUGGUUAUAGUUUUCCUGAAUAGUCUUUGCCUAUCUCAACCCUGCAGUAGGUUGUGCAAAUAAUUGAUUUUGCUCCUAUCUACUUUCUUCUCCAGUGUUUUUUCCAUUGUUCUGUAGUUGAUACCAUAGAAGGGUUCGGGACCCAUGAAGGGCUUGGCUAUCCCAGUUUUAGCGAGCCUAUCAGCUAUUUUAUUUCCCUUGGCUCUAAUGUGGAGCUUAAGCUCUAAUGCCUGAUAAGACGAUUAUCUCUUGUUUGCGAUAGCUCCUCUCCAGAUUGAACUUAACACAUUUUUCAAUUGUACAAAUUUCGGCUUAAGAAAUGCAUGUUGCGCUGCCCAGGCUUUCAAAGUGUUUGGUUCCAGUUCCAUCUACUGUUUUUGAUCCAUCCGUAUACGUUAACUAUCUCUUCAAUAACAUAUUCAACAGCGAAUUGAGUAUUUCAAACAAAUAUUUUAAGCCUGAAGAAUAUCUGCAAAACACAUCGUUUUUUAAUGUUUUUGUUAUGUCUUUAAACCUUUAAACCGUUUUUAACGGUGGGGUGGAUUUAUACAGAAGGAAGUGACGGACAAUAUAGAAUUCCUUAAGAACGAUGAAAUUAGAGAAAUCUUGAAUGAAGAAACUAUCAGCAGAUUUAUAAAAUAGAGUGGAUAGGACACAAAAAACGAAUACAAAAUAAAAGUAAAGUUGAAAAAGUAAUAGGAUGGAAACCCUUAAGGGACCGGUCCAAAGGAAGACCAAAAACACAAUGGGAAAGCCAAGUAACAAGUGAUCUGAAUAAAAUGAGAGACCGUGGAUGGUGAAGUAGUACCCAGGACACGAAAAAAUGGAGAAAAAUAAGUGGAAAAUCCAAAAUAUGCAAUGAACUUUAGUUUAAUAAAAGAAACGUGGAUUGACUCACCACAAUAAAUGAGUCAAAGAGCGGUUAUUACUCCUAUUGGAAUGUACAACCGAAUAUAUAUUGCACCAUACUAUAUAAAGAAAUGUGAACGUUACACCAUUAUGAAUAUUUCUGUAAAUUGUCAUUGUUGUGUUUUUUACUUGGUUCCAUUUUUAAUUCAUUAUUCAGAACAAAAAAUUUUCUGUUAACUGCGUGACACAUAUUGUUUCUUACGUAUUAUUUCUAUUUGUGUUUUAAAAAUUUUGCAUCGUUUGGAAUUUACUAGACUAUAACUCACGGUCGAAGUUAGUUUAAUAUUUUUCCUUCAAAUUAGCCCAAAGAAUAUUUUGGAUAUACAUAAUGCAGGAACUUGUUCGAAUAGAACUCAAAAAAUGAACCAUGCCCAGAGAAAAUUGAACGUUUCCAGAUAUCAAGUUCACUUAUUCUAUUCUAGACAAUUCUAGACAAACAGUUUUGUCCUUGAGAUACAUAAUCUAGCUUGUUAAGUCAUUUCUAAUUUGGUACACCCGUACUCUUCAACAAGUUAAAUGUAUCAUGCUAAAGUUUAUAUAGAACACAUAGAAAAACCAAAUUGAAACAAUUUAACAGAUUAACCAGUUAAAGGUUAUGUAGUAGUAUUAGUAAUAAUUCUACUGACUGCUCCCUACGUGAGAUUUGAUUUUGUAGCUGACUUUAAUUGAAACGAUACUCAAACUGAUUUGCACUAACUAAAUUUGCACAAAACAGUUUUUUUAUCACAUGGGUUAACAAUUAUAAUAAGUUACAAAUGUCAAAUCUCAAAUAUUCUAUAACGGAUCAGUAGUUUAUUUUCUAACAAUAAUAUUUAUCACAUAAAUAUGUUUCCUGUGUAGAUUUUUAAAUCCAGAGAACAGCUCAUUGUAUUAUGAAUAUUUUAUCAAUGUUUUCGUAAGUGUUGAUGUGGAAAAGUUUCAACUUUUUUUAUUAUUCAUAUAAGUAGUAAGAGACUCAGAUAGUUUUUUGACUUCUUUCUCUGUUCGAUGAUGUAUUUAAGUCACUUUUUAUUGAUUCAAAAAUAGUUGAGCAGAAAUUAUGAGCUAAACAGUUUAUUUAGACCUUACCUACAUAGUGUGUUCCAAAAAGUUGAGUACAAAUGGAAUAGUUGCUUAUUAAUAAUUUAAAAAACGAACUUAUAACACAGAGUUAUGAACAAAAAUCAUUUGCUCACUGAGUACUUAACAUGCCAAUACCUCUGAUGAUGAUUAAAACUGCUCAAACGGUUACGAGAGAAAUUCACAAAUUAAGACCUUAAAGUACCAAUAAUUCUGAUAAAUCCACGUAAAUACUUCUCAAAGACACUAAACAAAAAUUAAAAUUGAACAGAAAAUAUCAGAUAGUUCUAAUAAAUUUAGGGCUAAAACAGGGAGUUCCUUUACCUACUACGUUGCUCAAAAUAAGGCUUGAGUAUAUGUAAGAAGAAGCGGAAUGGGCACAACGGAAACAAUAAGAACAAAAAUUUUGAUAGUCUUCGCAGAUGAUGUGGUGAUCUGAACAAGUGAAAAAUAAUUGAAGAAGACGUGCAUACAAAUGGUAGUAUUAACCUAGUAGUAAUCAAGGAGGCGUCCAACCUCAUUAAAAUUUCAUAUCCCAAAGCACAUGAAACGAAGGGAAAUCUUAAAGUAAAAUUAGCAACCAUUACUUGAAUUGAUAUCAAAACUUUUUUUCAAGAUGAAGUUUCAUGGAAUAAAAUCAACUUAAAAUCCUUGUUUUAUUUAAAAAUAUUUUGUAUUCUUAAUUUUUCCUUCCAAAACCAAUAGUUGCAGAGAGAAAAAUUAACACCAUAAUUUAUAUAUUUUUCUAUAAAUUGAAUAGAAACCGAUAAAGAUGUAAACUGUAAUACGAUUAAUUACAAAAUUCGAAUACGAUUCUUCAGAUCUUUGAUAUCAACUAUGGAUGUCGUGUAGAUUAACGAUUCCUACAUUGUACACUUUGCAGCAUACCGAUACCUUUUCGAUUAAUAAAAUUUGUGAAUACAAAUAACCUCGAGGUACUCCACAUCAAGAAAAUAAAUUGCAAAUAGUUUAAUUUUGUUAUUGCUACUGCGCAUGCGUUCAAGUUUCUAGCUUAACUGAAAAUUUAAGAGAAAAAAAUAAUCAAUAUUAGUCACCACCUUUUAAGGGGGAUAUCUCGGAAAAGGGUGGACGAGCAAUCAUCUCCUGAAUUUUUUCGCAUGAAUUUAUUAACACCCUUUAUAUAUCAUAGAGUCAUCCCGACUAUAAUUUAUAUAAGCGAAACGUGAAUACUGAAUAAAACUGAAGAAAACAAGGAGGGAGGAAGAAAUUACUUAGGACCGAAAAGAAGGGAGGCAUAUGGAGAAGAAGGACAAACUAAGAAAUGAAGAACCUGUCUGAUAAAUAAGAACUUAGCAAAAUUAUAGGAUCCAGAAGACAAAGAUGGCUGGGACCUUUGGAAAUGCCGGAAACAGCACGAUAUAUAUAAAGCUGCUUCCUCAAAUUCGCAAAUACGUAUAUAUUUUGGAAAUUUACAACACAUUCCUAGUUUAUUCAAUUUGCCCCUACGAAUGGAAGUUUUAUAUAAGAUUUGGAAAAGAAUAAUGCCCCUCGAGAGUACAGUCCUUCAGAAUUUUGAUAUCAGAACCAUUAACCUUCCGUAAGUGAACAAGAAAUAUGAGUAUGAACAGAAAUUAUCUGGAAAACUCAUCGCGAUUUGACAUAGACCAAGAGAAAAACUUGAAAAAAAGAGCUGGAUCUAUGCAGUAGAAGGAUUAAAUAUCAUAAGAAAUAGAGAGAACUGGCGAUAGAUAAGGAGAAUAUCCAGAAUUCAAUAAUUUACAGCAAAGAAAAAUUCAGUCAAUCUUGGAAAUAUAAGAGACGCUAUAAAUAAUAUUGGAUAAUAUUGAUAUCAUCAUUAAUGAAACAUCAGAUAGACAGGUCAUUAUGAAAGUACAGAAAUUAUCUGGAAAAUUAGAAAUUUCAUCGCGAUUUGACAUAGACCAAGAGAAAAACUUGAAAAAAAGAGCUGGAUCUAUGCAGUAGAAGGAUUAAAUAUCAUAAGAAAUAGAGAGAACUGGCGAAAGAUAAGGAGAAUAUCCAGAAUUCAAUAAUUUACAGCAAAGAAAAAUUCAGUCAAUCUUGGAAAUAUAAGAGACGCUAUAAAUAAUAUUGGAUAAUAUUGAUAUCAUCAUUAAUGAAACAUCAGAUAGACAGGUCAUUAUGAAAGUACAGAAAUUAUCUGGAAAAUUAGAAAUUUCAUCGCGAUUUGACAUAGACAAAGAGAAAAAAAAGAGCUGAAUCUAUGCAGUAGAAGGAUUAAGUAUCAGAAAAAAUAGAGAGAACUGGCGAUAGAUAAAAAGAAUAUCCAGAAUUCAAUAAAAAGAAUUCCAGAACCCAGAGCAAAUUGUAGCAAAAUGAAUGCUUCAACACAAUAAAUAGACAAAUAUUGAAUGCAUAAGCAGUAACUGUAGGAAGUAAAAGGCUUGGUUAUGAUGGUGUUAUCAUUUUUUAUAUACGUCCUUAGAAUAUACAAGCAGACUUUGAUGAUACAAAAUACUACUUUAGAAUGAUACUGUUAUAAGUGGCUUUUCAUAUUUCGUUGAAAUCAUGAAAGUGUUAAGCAGUUUUUUCAGAUUUAUGCUGCUCUUUUUAUUCCCGCCUUACUGCUUACUUACUAGCUUCUCUCUCACGUUAAGGUAUUGAAAGAAUAAGAAAGAACUCGAAGGAUAUACACUUUGACUACUCACACUCUACCCUACUAUCAAUAGGUAGCUUUACCUAUUCUAAAAUAAUUUGAUUGGUCCACAAUACUUCAGAAUGUUACAUAACAACAAAAUGAUUCUUCUGAAAUGUUCCAUAAUGAGCUUAUUCUGAACAUUCUAGAAGUUCUUGAUAUUUUGUAUCUCGAAAUAUGUAGACUGCAGAAUUUUUGGCCCAUAUAUCUCAAAAAACCUGCCUUCCAGGUAAAAAAAAGAGAUGGAGAGAUACAUACAACACCUAAAUCGUAUCAGGACUUGAUUCUGAGUUUUAGCGGCAUUGUACUUCUUUUUUAUAUUUAUUGGAGAUGCCUCUAGAGUUUUUCAGUAAAGAAUGACUAGCAAUAUCAAUAACGUUGAAAAUAUCAAUAUUAGAUGAUAUUUAACUAACCAAUGUAAUAAAAAAUUUGUCCCAUUUAUGACUCGUAUAUUUCAAAAUAAUAAUUCUCAACAAUGUCACAUUCGUUGAAUAUUCAAUUGAAACAUUGAGUUGUUGUUGAGGUAUUUAAACGAGUGGAAACAGAGAAAGAGUUCAAAGAGUUUCUGAAGUUAAUUUCCAUACGAAUGGUUGGGAUUUUUUUAUACGUUCAUAUCCUAGUUUUAAAGGAACUAUAAUUAUUGUCGAUAUUCAUCGAUAAAAUCGAUUCUAAUGUCAAUUUCAAAAAUUUAGUGACCUUUGUACAUUUGCUUCUUUAAUAAUAUACUUAAUAUAAUCUUAUACAUACAUUUGGCAAUCAUUCUACGAACUAUGCUUGUAUCUGCCAAGUAGGGUAUUGAAUAGGAUAUAAAAUAAGAAAUAAAAAGGACUGAACAUGCUUAAAUAAAAGCAUUUACUUAUUAUUAACUUAAUUUGAAAGGUCCAUAUACAUCUUUCUAGAGAAAAAGAAGGAUUUUAAUACCGAAAUGAACUCUCAACAUAGAUGUCAAUGCUAGUAAUGAAAUAAUCUAUAGAAAGAGUUAUAUCUGAGGCAAACAUUGUAUCUUGGUGCAAGUAAGUGAAGAAAAUUACUGAGGAAUAGAAGAGAAACUAAUAAACGGAGUAAAGGCUUUAUACGAACAGACAAAAAACUAUCAGAGUUUGCCAAGAUGUAUCAAAUAGUUUCGAAACAAGAUAAGGAAUAAUGCAAGGAUGUAUACCAAACCCAUUACUAUUUACCAUGGUGUUUGUUGAAUGAAUAAAAAGAGCAAAAAGGCAAGCUAAACAUUGGACAAUGGAAAACAUUAAAAUUGCGGAGAUACUAUACGCAGAAGACACGGUAGUAAUUGCAAAAGAUGAGAAAACCUCAAAAGAACUCAAACUUAAAAGUAUACAGAUAAUGAAUAUAAUACCAAGUCGAUGAUAAUAAGCCGAAAGGAGAAGACAGAUAUUAGAAGAAUCAAAUAUAGAGCAGGUCAAUAGCUUUAAUUACCUUGGCACGACACUAACAUAAAAUGGAAGAAUAGAACAAGAAAUAAACAAGAGAACUGGAACAGCUGCAAGAUGAUUCAAUGCAAUUAAGCCACAAUUUUCAAACAAUAGGGAAUACUAAAACAAAUAAAAACAAAAAUAUAUAAAAAAGAAGCCACACCUACAUUGACAUACGGAUCAAAGAUAUGGACACCCACCAUCUACAUAGAAACAAAAAAAAGCAAAGUACAGUAUAUGACAUAAUAAGAGAAAAUUUGAAUCGAAAAUCAAUUAAAAAACAUUGGAAGAAGGACGAUUAAGAUGGUUUGGUCAUAUUAUGAGAAUGGAAGAAGAGCCAUUUCUACAGUAGAUAUACGAAGGACGAACCUACAAAGAAAUAGAAUAUCGAGAACGAGCUGGACAGAAGAAAUCAAGUGGGCAAGGGAAGGAAAGAAAAUAAUGGAAACUUUUGUGGAAAAGAGAGCCUACGUAAUGACUCAACUCUACCAAGUUUUACAUCUGAAAAGAUAAAGAGGCUUCAGGAUUAAGUGAAGAAGUAACUGAAGAAAAUAUUUAAAAUUAGAUCCCAGAGGAAUCCACCUACUAACACAGGUAUUCUUGAAGAAAUACUAAUAUUUGGUGAGUUUCUGUAAAUUUAAUGUAAGAGUAAAUAUUAAGUAUUGGGUUGGGUUGAUUAAUAGAUAACCCUGAUAUAGAAAUAAGAGUGCUGAGGUUGUCUGGUAUAUGUCGCUACAAUCCCACAAAUAAACUAAUUCUUCACGUUACAUAACCGCGAGAACCUGCAACACCGACGAGUUGUAAGGGAUGUUUUGAAUUAUGGUAACUUAAGACCAUUUAAGAGUCGUCCAGGAAAUUUUUUAAUUACUAUUAGUAGUCUAGUGAACAAUUGUUUUCACCUCAGAUUUCCAUCAAGAUCCAUCGAUUUGCUUGGAUAUUUAAAAGUAGAUAGUAGUUUUAACAAGCAAGGUCUACCCUAUGCCGAUAUGUGUUUUUAUUCUGGGGGUGAAUACCACUAAUUAUUUUGUUGAAGCUAACAAAAAAACCGAUAGAAAGAAGCAUUCUAAACACAAAUUAUGAUUAUACAAUGGAAUUUUUUCGAAAAUUCAAUAUUUUUAAAUGUAGCUUUUAAAAACCUAAAAAAAUGUUAUAGACCUAAUACAAAUCGAGUUAUGAUUUAUUAAAGAUGGAACUUAUUUAGUGAACGUGCAAAACGGUCAAUUUUACUAAAAAAAUGUUUUGAAUCUUUUUUGAAGAGCUUUGGAAAACCACUCAAAUGAGACUUGAUAAGACUUUCUAAUUCAUAACUUUUAUGACGAAAUCCCUUCAUUUCAUGUUUUUUCUACCCUCAAUAUUGCCACCCUUAUUGAAAUAAGAUGUUAUAAAUUUGCAAAUCACUUAAUUGAAUACAAUUAAUACGAUCAAGAAGUUUGAAUGGUUCAGAGAGCUUGAUUCUGAAACUCAUGUUUACAACGGGGAAAGCAUUUUUAAAUUUUUUCAAAAAAUUGGCUUUUAUUAUAAAUAACUUAAAAAAUAUAAAAAAUACACUAAAACUGCUAGAGAAAAAGAAGUUAUUUUUUUGAAUUCUUUUUUUUUUUAACUUAACCGAGAUAUAACCUACCUUUUAGGGCCCUUUGAACGUUUUCCUUUGAAAAACUAAGGAUUUAAUGUACUAUUCCAAAAAUUUUUUGCCUAGUACAUGAUAAAUUUUCCUACAAAAUGGUUGUUUUAAUUGACUACCGAGUUAAGAAAUUAAGAGAGUUAUACCUAAAACAAACUUAUUUCAAUUUCGGAGGAGGAAUUUAUUGGCAUAGAGUAGAUUUUGAAAUGAAGGGAAAAUAGAACUAAAGUCAAUUUCAUGCAAACCCAUGCAUCUUUCUGAAUUUCUGAGAUGAUACCAUAAUUUUACCAUUGUUCACCGGACUAUAGGCGAAAGGAAAGAGAUGAGACAAUUUUUUCUUGGUGGUUUCUGAAGGAGACCAUUUGACAUAUGCUCAGAUUCUUCCUAAAAAAUCAGGCGAACAAAUAUUGUUUCCUUUACAUUCAGAUACACAAGAUAAUUGCGGUAGAGCAAUGUCUUGUCGUUUACCACUUUGUUUUUGAUAAUAAUAUGAAGAUUGGUGACGGCGAUAAAGAUGAAUGCCCUACCCUGAAUCCUAAGUUGGGAAUGAUACUAGAUAAACAAGCCCUACACUAAAACAUCGACUUCAUCUGCAAGACUGCUAAAUGAUAUGAGACGGUAAGAUUCAGGUUUUGUAGGGUCUUUACCAGGUUUAAAUAUAAAAAAACUGCGAAAGGAAGAAAAAUCCGUCCAAAGGCUAUGAAGAAACCUAGAAAAGAAAUUACUAUGACACGUUCAGAACAUUCAAAUGAUAUUCGUUAAUGUUAUCAUUAAAUUUGAUUAGAGUAGAAAUAAUAAGCUGUAAAGUUUAGUUUGGAUCUAGAUGCAACUAAAAAAUAUUAUUCCUCGAGGAUAUGGUGUGGUAUGAGAAUAUAAUAAUAGAAAAUUGAGAACGACCCGUCAAAAUAGGAAAGCGAUUUCAGAUAAUAAGCACAGCUAACAUAGCUUAAUGAAAUAAUGCUAAAAGUCAAUAUUUUUAAAAAAUUAUUAAUACUUAUAACAUGAAAAUAUCAUGUUCAGUCCUAUCUUUAGUGUAUUGUACUGAUAUUCAUAGCUUUAGAAGCUUACAAAAGCGAUUAAAUGUAUUAUUUGUUCGAUUUAUCUAAAUAUUUCACACUAAAUGAUUUCUGGAGUGAAAAUAACUAAUAAAAUCAAACGUGAGAAGAUUUUUUCUAACAAAUUCAUUAAUAUUGUACGUUCUGUUUUCUAUGCCACUUAGUACUUAUAGAUUAUUUUAGAAACUUAUUUAGUAUACUUAGAUUAUUUCUCAUAGUUUAUUUAAACUGAUCUAUACCUAAAUCAGUUCCCACCUAUAGUCAUUGUCAGUGACAGAUAAUUGAUUUGAGUUUAGUUGAAAUAAAAGUCUACUAAAUGCCUCCUCAGUUAACUGAAAUAUGAUGAAAAUUUUUUUUUGGAUAUACCUACCUGAUUGACAGACAUGGUAACAAAUGCCAAGUAAAUUUACACAUCUAAAAAAUUCAAAAUAUUUGUUCCAAGACUUAUAUCAUCGACUUACUUUCAAAACCUCCUAAGGCAGUUUUAACUAAUUUUACAGGAGGGAUGAAAAACCUAUAUGAAGUUCCGUACACCAAUUAUGUGAACUGAUCUUUGAUUAACCAAUAAUUACAGUUGGUUAUGACUUGUUCACAAUAAUGUCCACUCAAAAAUAUAAUUAUAAACUUCAAAGCCAGACAAACAAGGUUCUAAACAAAAAUAAA
This is a messenger RNA of Diorhabda carinulata, 11919 nucleotides long. RefSeq names its product frequenin-1. The record is from RefSeq and is a predicted model, not a curated record. Gene Ontology annotation, molecular function: calcium ion binding; calcium sensitive guanylate cyclase activator activity. NCBI's taxonomy places the organism in Eukaryota, Metazoa, Arthropoda, Insecta, Coleoptera, Chrysomelidae. Bases 166 to 726 code for a protein of 186 amino acids. The transcript has 8 exons.